This is a messenger RNA of Theobroma cacao (cacao), 1634 nucleotides long. Its product is annotated as alpha/beta-Hydrolases superfamily protein. Gene Ontology annotation, biological process: lipid metabolic process. The record is from RefSeq and is a predicted model, not a curated record. Lineage: Eukaryota; Viridiplantae; Streptophyta; Magnoliopsida; Malvales; Malvaceae.
UACAAAAGGAUUAAUAGUUAUUUUGUAGUUUUGUAAAUCUUGGAUCACUUUUUCUCUUCUGCCUUGUUUUAAUAAUCUUUGUUUUGGCUGCAACCACAGCCAUCUCACCAGGUACAAACUGUAAAAGACGAGUUAAAUGCUACUAAAAGAUUUUACAAACUUGUAGCAUCCGUUGAGAGUUGAGGCACAAGAGUCUGAAGUCUGUAGUAUUUAAUUUAUAUGGUGCCCUUUAGAACUUGGAUUUUGCGGUUCUCAGAAAGUUAUGUGGUGGCUGCCACUGGCUGGCUUGCAUGAAUUAUUUCUGUAAAAUUUGGUCUAGCUUAGACUUUCUAAAUAUCAAGAAGAAAGAACAGGAUUGUGAACGCUUUUAUGGCCUCUGAGAGGGAAGAUUUUGGUCUUUCAGGGCCCUUACACCUAAAUAGUAUAGAUUGGACCAAUGCACAUCAUCGAAGGUCUGUAGCAGCCAGUUUGGUUGAGGGUGUCUAUAUUUUGGAGCGAGACCGCCAGGAAAAACGUCAAGAAUCUCAAGCUCUGGCUCCUCCUUGGUGGGAGUUCUUCCAUUUUAAGUUGAUUCGUCAGCUUGUUGAUGAUGCUGAUUUUUGCAUCUUUGGUGCCAUUUAUGAGUAUAAGCCUCCAUCAUCUCAUUGUCAUGACUCAAUUGAUCGAAGCCCCCACUAUGUGAUUGCCUUCCGAGGUACCAUAACUAAACCAGACUCCUUCUCAAGAGACUUUGAGUUGGAUAUCCACAUAAUACGAAAUGGUCUCCACCAGACUUCUCGCUUUGAGAUUGCCAUGCAAGCUGUUCGAAACAUGGUUGCUGCUGUGGGUGAUUCAAACGUCUGGUUAGCUGGCCAUUCCCUUGGGGCAGCAAUGGCAAUGCUGGCUGGAAAGACUAUGGCUAAGACAGGCAUUUUUCUGGAAGCUUUCCUCUUCAAUCCACCAUUCUUAUCUGCCCCAAUUGAGAGAAUUAAAGAUAAGAAAGUGAAACAUGGACUUCGAUUUGCUGGCAGUGUCAUCACAGCUGGACUUGCUCUUGCCACAAAGGGUAACAGUCUAAGGAGUCGGUCCGAAGAUCCAUUUGCUGCUUUGUCUGCGUGGACACCAUGUUUAUUUGUGAAUCCUGCUGACCACUUAUGCUCUGAAUAUGUUGGCUAUUUUGAGCAUAGGAAAAAGAUGGAAGAGAUUGGGGCCGGGGCUAUCGAGAGGUUAGCAACCCAGCAUUCAUUAGGAGGUCUAUUUAUGAGUGUCGUGGGAAGGGGUGCAGAAGCUGCAGAACCACUGCAUCUGCUUCCUUCAGCAAAUUUGACAGUGAAUCUAACUCCUGCACAAGAUUUCAAGCAAGCCCAUGGGAUUCACCAGUGGUGGGGACCUGAAGUACACUUGAAGUGCAACCUUUACAAGUAUAAAUAGUUUGUGCUUGUCCUGAUUUAUGUUGUAUAUGUACCAUUAGAGGAAUCCUUUAGUGGUUUCUGUUGCUGUGGAUUGGGGAAAACAUAGAAACAUGUAUUGUUUCAGUGUCAUCUCAAACUGAUUGAUUGCAGCCAAUUAUCUUGUCAAAUUAUAGGAAGUCAAAAUAUGCUGCUACUUUAAACAGCUCAAAUUUUCACAUGCUAAAGAGUCUAUUGCCACUCUAA